Messenger RNA from Orcinus orca (killer whale), 1730 nucleotides. It is a transcript of the gene NT5C3A, whose product is annotated as 5'-nucleotidase, cytosolic IIIA. Gene Ontology annotation, molecular function: magnesium ion binding; 5'-nucleotidase activity. Gene Ontology annotation, cellular component: cytoplasm. The transcript has 9 exons. Lineage: Eukaryota; Metazoa; Chordata; Mammalia; Artiodactyla; Delphinidae. The record is from RefSeq and is a predicted model, not a curated record. The coding region runs from base 129 to 1124 and encodes 331 amino acids.
UUUCCUGGGGGCGGGGCUCAUGCAAGCAGGGCGGGGCGUCGGGGCUUCUUCACUAGCUGGCGUUUCCGAGGCCCGCAGCCACCUAGCGACCUCUUUUCUUGGAACGCGAGGCGCGGGAGGUCCCGUCCAUGGACCGAUCCGCGGUGGCGAGGGUGGGCGCGGUAGCGAGCGCCAGCGUGUGCGCCGUCGUGGCGGGGGCGGUGUUGGCCCAGUACAUUUUCACCUUGAAGAGAAAGACGGGCCGGAAGACCAAGAUCAUCGAGAUGAUGCCAGAAUUCCAGAAAAAUUCAGUUCGCAUCAAGAAUCCUACAAGAGUAGAAGAAAUUAUCUGCGGUCUUAUCAAAGGAGGAGCUGCCAAACUUCAGAUAAUAACAGACUUUGAUAUGACACUAAGUCGAUUUUCCUACAGAGGGAAAAGAUGCCCAUCAUGUCAUAAUGUCAUUGACAACUGUAAGCUAAUUACAGAUGAAUGUCGAGAAAAGUUACUGCAACUAAAGGAAAAGUAUUAUGCUAUUGAAAUUGAUCCUGUUCUUACUGUAGAAGAGAAGUACCCUUAUAUAGUAGAGUGGUAUACUAAAUCACAUGGUUUGCUUGUUGAACAGGCUUUACCAAAAGCCAAACUUAAAGAAAUUGUGGAAGAAUCUGACAUUAUGCUCAAGGAAGGAUAUGAGAAUUUCUUUGAUAAGCUGCAACAGUACAGUAUUCCUGUGUUCAUAUUCUCAGCUGGUAUCGGUGAUGUACUAGAGGAGGUUAUCCGUCAAGCUGGUGUUUAUUAUCCAAAUGUCAAAGUAGUGUCCAACUUCAUGGAUUUUGAUGACAAUGGGCUGCUCAGAGGAUUUAAAGGAGAACUAAUUCAUGUGUUUAACAAACAUGAUGGAUCCUUGAAGAAUACGGAAUAUUUCAAUCAACUAAAAAACAAUAGCAACAUAAUUCUGCUGGGAGACUCCCAAGGGGACUUAAAAAUGGCAGAUGGAGUAGCCAAUGUUGAACACCUUCUGAAAAUUGGAUAUCUAAAUGAUAGAGUGGAUGAGCUUUUAGAAAAGUACAUGGACUCUUAUGAUAUUGUUCUAGUAAAAGAUGAAUCAUUGGAUGUAGCCAACUCUAUCUUACAGAAGAUUCUAUAAACAAGCAUUCUUCAAGAAGACCUCUCACCUGUGGGUACAAUUGAUGCAAGAGCUGCUCAUCUGUUCAUCUUGUUAAAAGAUUUUAUUUAUAAUAUAUUCUUGAUCUUGAAGUUUUUCCUCUAUAUUACUGAAGUAUUUUCAGAUUUAUUGAAUCCAUCAACUGGAAGCUCCUUUUUCUCCAUCUCUCUCAACACACUCCUCACUAUAUUUUUUAACAGAUUAAAAAAAAACUUAGAGCAAAAAUUUGAAGAAUAACUCCCUACAUUUCCAUAGUGAAUUUUGUAGCUUAAUGUUAUUAUGACAUUUUUGAGAAGUCUUUUUACAUUGGGAAAGUUUGUAGAUGUUUAAAAAGUUUUAUGAAAUGGUGAAAUAACGUGCAUGAUUUUAAGUGUUGUCAUUUUUAUAAUUUGGGUGAAUUAUGCUGAUGGUAUUAACCAUCUCCUAAAAUUGUGUUACAUUUGGUUAUUUUGUUUGGUGAAAAUCGAUAUUUACCAAAAAAUAUUGGCAUUUGAUGUUUGAAAAAGAAUCUAUUGGUAUCUACAUGCCACUAAUCAUUACAAAAUGUUCUAUAUUGAAGCACUGAUGAUAAAAAUGAAAUGAAAAGCC